UGAACGUUUGCAGUUCGAUCGGCCAUAUUGUUCUCCGGGUCUUACACAACGCCCUCACACGAACGAUCAAGAGUUUACGAGGUAAGCGAAUAAUUUCGAGGUUUCGUGCGGCGAUCGAGCUUGGAACAGCGUGCGAAUACAAUUCCGUUCGAAGAAAGACGAUUUUUGGCGAUACUGGAGGAAACCUGUGACCACUGGGCGCGAGCAAAACGUGGAAGAUCGAUUAAUGCGAGAAGAUAUACUCGUAUAAAUUAAUGAUUCGACCAUGACGAGUAACGUAGCAACAAUAAAAUUAGAAGAGGGGCAGGAAUCUGUGACAGAGAUACAAACAUAUUUGGAAACAUUUAAUAAAGAAAUAGAAGGAGGUCAGGGGGAGCAAUUGCAACAUGUGCAAUUGCAACAAGUAGAAGGAUUGUCGGGUGGAGAGGAAGGUGGAACUUAUUUUGUUGACCAAUCUGGUCAAUAUUAUUAUCAAGCAAAUAGUGAUGAGACACCUGUAAUGACGCAAGUGCAAAUUCAAGAAGUAGAAGAAACCGAUGUACAGAACGAAGGGGACACUUCUCAGGAGGAACAGUAUCAUGAGAUUGAAGAACUUGAAAAUGUAGAAGGAGACGAAGAUGGACAAGUGGGUAAUAAUGGAAAUAAUCAAGUUGUAAUUAACUCUGGAGAUGCGUAUCAGACUGUCACGAUCGUGCCAUCCGACACCAAUCCUGGCGAAGUCAGUUACGUGUUAAUCGUUCAGCAACCCGAUUCCGAAGACAAAGAUAGCAGACCCGUGGAAAGAGAAGGAACAGAGGGCGAAGAAGGAGAAGGGGAACAAGAUCUUACUGUCUAUGAUUUUGAAGACAAUGAAGACAAUGAAGUUCCCGUGGAAUCGGAAGCAGAAGAUGAUAAAACCAAAAUUAUUAAAUUUCUACCCAAAAAGUCCCAAACAGUUACUCAAGCUCAUAUGUGUAAUUACUGUAACUACACUAGCCCAAAACGGUAUCUGUUAUCGCGGCAUAUGAAAUCACAUUCUGAAGAAAGACCCCACAAAUGUAGUGUUUGCGAAAGAGGGUUUAAGACAUUAGCCUCGCUUCAAAAUCAUGUUAAUACACACACCGGGACCAAGCCUCAUCAUUGCAAAUUUUGUGACAGUGCAUUUACCACUUCUGGUGAACUUGUUAGACAUGUUCGUUAUAGACACACUCAUGAAAAACCACAUAAAUGUCAUCAGUGUGACUACGCGUCGGUUGAACUGUCUAAAUUGAAGCGUCAUAUUAGAUGUCAUACCGGGGAGCGUCCGUAUCAGUGUCCGCAUUGCACGUAUGCGAGCCCCGAUACAUUUAAGCUAAAACGACAUUUGCGCAUACACACGGGAGAAAAACCAUACGAGUGUGAUUUUUGUCAGGCGAGAUUCACUCAGUCCAACAGCCUGAAAGCUCAUAAAUUGAUACACAACGUUGGCGACAAGCCAGUAUUUCAAUGCGAAUUAUGUCCCACGACAUGUGGACGAAAAACGGAUCUCAGAAUUCACGUGCAAAAAUUACACACUUCCGACAAACCUUUGAAAUGUAAACGUUGUGGGAAAACAUUCCCGGAUAGAUACAGUUACAAAUUACACAGUAAAACACACGAGGGAGAAAAAUGCUAUAAGUGUGAUUUAUGUCCGUAUGCAUCGAUAUCCGCGCGACAUCUUGAAAGUCACAUGUUAAUUCACACGGAUCAGAAACCUUAUCAGUGCGAUCAUUGCUUUCAAUCGUUCAGACAAAAACAACUUCUCAAACGACAUUGUAAUCUUUAUCACAAUCCCUCCUACGUUCCUCCACCGCCACAAGAGAAGACGCAUCAGUGUCCCGAAUGUGAACGUCCGUUCCGGCACAAAGGAAACCUUAUUCGACACAUGGCUGUUCAUGAUCCGGAAUCAUCUCUCCAAGAAAAGCAGCAAGCGCUAAAAAUGGGUAGACAGAAAAAGAUUCAAAUCAUAGACGGACAGAGAGUUGAAGUUAUGACAGGUGAUUUAGCUUCUAAACUUAAAGGUUAUGAAGAAGAAGAAGAAGAAGACGAAGAUGAUAUGAUGGCGGUUGAAGGAAGUGACGGUCAACAAUACGUUGUACUGGAAGUUAUUCAACUAGCUGACAAUCAGGGAACCGAUCAGAUGGCUGUCGUAGCGAGCGAAGACGGAGAUUUGGUAAUGCAGGACCCUUUAAGUCAAGAAAAUGGUAUUGUAACCGGCACAGGGGAAGACGGGGACGAGGUGGAAGAAGAUGAAGACGUAGAAAUUGAUGAACUAAAACUGGAGUCAGCGUCUACUAAAUCAUCUCAAAAUACGCGAAGCGAUCCAAAGUUACAGAAGGAAAUGGAAACCUGUUUUGGAUUUGACGAGGAAGAGGAGGAAGAAGAAGAAGAAGCCAAUGGCAAUAUAAAUAUAUUGCAGACAAUUUCGUAAUAAGAAUAAAUCAAGAGAAAACUUUACGUAAUAGUCAAAUGUUUUAUCUCUAUCACAGUGUCACAGUGUACAUACUGUGUGAGUGCAGUGUACUACUAUGAUAUUUAAAAAAACUCUGCAUGGCUUUAAUGGAGCUAUCUUUCGGGGCUAGAGUGGUCCACAUACAUGGUACAAGAACUUUUUUGCCACUAGUGCAUUAGAUGUACGUAAUAAUUUAUGAAGGAACAGUAGUUUUGUGGUUUAGUGGAAUAUCAAUCGAAUGUACAAUUAUAAUAAUGUAAAACAUCAUUUUACCUUAUUAUCAGUGACAUUUAACCUCCUUUGGAAGUCAACAUAAACCGACAAAGCACCUUAAUAAUGAAAAACAAAUAUAUUAGUAAUAUAGGUUGGCAUAAUAUUUUUAAACAAGUUAUUUAAACUUCAAUAUAAAAGUACAGCGCAUACUAAAAGUUUGAACCGACCGACGUCGGCCAUUGUUGGAAUGUGGAUAACAAAGAUGGAGUUAUAAAACGAAGUGAGGCUGCAGGUGUAAAUAAAUGCUUACUAUUACACCUCAUUUUAUAGAGAAACACUGUGUUUUAUGAACGACUAAAGGAAAAAAAAAGGAACGCUGAUAUUAAUUAUAUCGAUCGAAUUUUAUGGCAUAUUACAUGAAUAACACUGCAUAUGCAUAAGUAUGUAUAUAAGAAUCAUUAGUAACGAAGAAAUAGGUUAGAAAUUUUUUCGUUCACCUGAAAGAUGUUACAUUCGUGAUUGUAUAUACGUAUUUCGUAAUAAUAAUAAACUGUCACUUUACAAAUAAGUACCUAUGAAUGCUAUUAAUAAUUGCGAUUAUUAUACGAAAACUGAACUUUUUGUUCAUAUAUAAAUGUAUGAAUGGCAGACAGUAACUCGAUGUUAAGUGUAAUAUUAUGAUCACCAGUGUGUUUACAAUGCUUCUUUUUCAUCCCACUUUCAACAGUUUUUGUUGCACAAAAUACAGGGAUUCUCGGAAUAUUUUCUUUUCCAGGUUAAUUGCGUUUAUUAAAGAAUAUAAUAAAGAGUAUAUUUGUAAAAAAAAAAAAAAUGAAAUGAAAUUAUAAUGGAUCUGAGGUACCUUGCGUUGCUUCGUCCUUUAACAGUUUAUCAUAUAAUAUACAUUAGUGUGACGUCCAGAAAUUGCAAUUUAUUAUCGGUACGAAUUAUAUAGGUUUCAGUUACGUAAUCAAAUUAUUAGUGUGAACGUAAUCUUACACGCAGUUUUUCGCACAUGAUUGGCUCUAAGUUAUGCUAUGUGUCUCGAAAAACUGUAAAAUUACUGUAAAAUUUUUUACACUUCAGCUGUAAAACUGUAAUUGAGUGAUUGAUAAUCAUUGCGUGCGCUUCGGAACGAGGCACUUUCGUACAUUAUCCCAAAGAAAAGUGGUGUAGCAUUUUCUCUGUAAUAAAUGUUAUGUCAU
This is a messenger RNA of Colletes gigas, 3867 nucleotides long. Its product is annotated as transcriptional repressor CTCFL-like. Gene Ontology annotation, biological process: regulation of transcription by RNA polymerase II. The transcript has 13 exons. Lineage: Eukaryota; Metazoa; Arthropoda; Insecta; Hymenoptera; Colletidae. Gene Ontology annotation, cellular component: nucleus. Gene Ontology annotation, molecular function: RNA polymerase II cis-regulatory region sequence-specific DNA binding; DNA-binding transcription factor activity. The record is from RefSeq and is a predicted model, not a curated record. The coding region runs from base 266 to 2428 and encodes 720 amino acids.